GACUGUUUACACACCCAAUGGCCUGAGCGGUAGUGGUCUGUCCGCGGUGCGGUGGUGGACACACACUCCACGGGACGGGACAGCGCUACAUGGGGGACUGAGGCGACAGCGGCUGGUACCACAGUGACACCCCGGAGAUAUCAAUCCGCGAUUUGGAGAUAUCUCUAGGGCGCUAGCCUACGACGCUCCGCUAUUGGGAACCGACUUAAUGAAAUAAUCAAGCCGAGCAUGAACACAUCGCAUUUGAGGUAACGAGAGGAUUUGAACACUGGGAGAUAUCCACAGUAACACAGGGAGAGAGGGCCAUGCUCACACACUCAGCCGCUUUGUAAUCACCGUCGUCGAUGUGUGUGUGUUUACAGUAUCUCCUUCUCUGAGCAAUGGACUGACCAAUUCCCUCUCUGGAUGAUUUGAUGGGGCUGCUCAGAGUCAUGAUGCCGCCCAAGUUGCAGCUCAUCGCGUUGCUGGCGUUCGCAGUGGCCAUGUUCUUCCUAGAAAACCAGAUCCAGAAGCUGGAGGAGUCCCGCGGGAAGCUCGAACGAGCCAUUGCCAGACACGAGGUGCGUGAGAUCGAGCACCGGCACACGCAGGACGGCGUGCGGGAGCGGGACUCUGCGGCCUCUUCGCCGUCGGAGGGCGAAGACGACCUCGUCAUCAUCUACAACCGCGUGCCCAAGACGGCCAGCACAUCCUUCACCAACAUCGCCUACGACCUGUGUGGGAAGAACCACUACCACGUCCUGCACAUCAACACCACCAAGAACAAUCCCGUCAUGUCCAUACAGGACCAGAUGCGGUUUGUAAAGAAUGUGACUGAGUGGAGAGAAAUGAAGCCGGCCUUCUACCACGGACACGUCUCCUUCCUGGACUUCACAAAGUUUGGAGUGAAGAGGAAGCCCAUCUACAUAAACGUGAUCCGGGACCCCAUAGAGAGGCUGGUGUCGUAUUACUACUUCCUGCGUUUUGGGGAUGACUACAGGCCCGGCUUGAGGCGCAGGAAACAAGGAGACAAGAAGACAUUUGAUGAAUGUGUGUCAGCCGGCGGCUCAGACUGUGCCCCUGAGAAGCUCUGGCUGCAGAUUCCCUUUUUCUGUGGUCACUACUCUGAGUGCUGGAACGUGGGCAGCCAGUGGGCUCUGGAGCAGGCCAAGUACAACCUGGUGAACGAGUACCUGCUGGUGGGAGUCACAGAGGAGCUGGAGGACUUUGUGAUGAUGCUGGAGGCUGCGCUGCCACGCUUCUUCAAAGGAGCCACGGAGCUCUACAAAACAGGGAAGAAAUCCCACCUGAGGAAGACGAGCGAGAAGAAGCCGCCCACGAAGGAGUCCAUCGCCAAGCUGCAGCAGUCGGCCAUCUGGAAGAUGGAGAACGAUUUCUACGAAUUUGCACUGGAGCAGUUCCAGUUUGUCCGGGCACAUGCUGUCAGGGAAAAGGACGGGGAGCUCUACCUGCUGGCACAGAACUUCUUCUACGAGAAGAUCUACCCCAAAAACUGAAGAGUAGACGGACACGUGGCAGAUGUGCGGCCUGAGAUGAAAAAGGACACAUAAAGACUACAUGUGGCUGUCUGUAGAACAUUGUAUUGAGAGCUCUGACACGCCUGUGCCAGCCAACUGGACUCGUGUUUCAUCAGCAGGUUUUUUUUCCCAGCAGCCUCCACUCCCCCUCAUGUCAAAGGUGGUCUGACGCGUCGGGAGACGGCCUGUCCAGCUCCAAAACAUUGUCAUCGGCUCUGUAAUGUUUGGUUGUGUUUGGUUGUGGUUUAACUCUUUGCUAAGGUUGUCUUUUGUAUGUAAAGACGGUGACAUUCUCCAUGCCUCACCACUACUACUAACUUAAAGAGAUUUGAAGUGUACGACUACUGUGCUGUAUUAUUGGACUUGAAUGAUGAGAACGUUUGAGGUUUUUAUGAAAUAAAAAUCCUGUGACCAUGGACUAUUUACUGGGACACAUACGUAUGUUUUAUACUGUACUUGAUGCUGGGUGUAAAUGUUCAGAGGCCUUUCCUCCGUAAUGAAGAAUAUUAUCGAGGGUACAAAAACACAGGUGAAGAUGCUGCUGCUGUAAAUACUUACUACUUUUCUCAGUCCUAUUCAUCUACUGACAGUUUUUCCAUGGUAUGAAAACAAAACUGUUAACCAUAUUAAAAUUACAGUUUGUACAUUUCUUUCAAAUUCUAAA
Molecule: messenger RNA, 2181 nt
Organism: Gymnodraco acuticeps
Lineage: Eukaryota; Metazoa; Chordata; Actinopteri; Perciformes; Bathydraconidae
Gene: hs2st1a
Product: heparan sulfate 2-O-sulfotransferase 1a
Cellular component (GO): membrane
Molecular function (GO): heparan sulfate 2-sulfotransferase activity
Source: RefSeq, a predicted model, not a curated record